Messenger RNA from Miscanthus lutarioriparius, 2667 nucleotides. The record is from the annotation of a GenBank genome assembly. NCBI's taxonomy places the organism in Eukaryota, Viridiplantae, Streptophyta, Magnoliopsida, Poales, Poaceae.
AUGGCGCUCACGUUCUUGGUGUUACUACUGGUAUUUGCCCCUGUCGCCGUCAGCCAGCAAGAUUUUCUGAGCAUCGACUGCGGCCGUGACGCCAACUACAGCGGCUACACGGACAGGGAGACCGGCAUCUUCUACGUCUCUGACGGCUCCUACAUCGACGUCGGCGAGAACCACAGGAUAGCCGCCGAGCUCGCGGGCUUGUGGUCGGACCUCUAUCAAACGCUGAGGAGCUUCCCGUCCGGGCAGCGGAACUGCUACGCGCUGCCCACCGUGGCCGGGACCAGGUACCUGGUGCGGGCCUUCUUCGCGUACGGCAACUACGACGGCAAGAACAGCUCAUCGCUGCAGUUCGACCUGCACCUGGGGUCCAAUUACUGGGAAACCGUCUACCCGGAUCCAUGGAGAAACAAAGCGCGCGAGGCUAUCUUCGUCGCGUGGGCAGGCUGGGCGCCGCUGUGCCUCGUCAACACCGGCCAAGGCACGCCGUUCGUAUCUGUCCUGGAGCUCAGGCCGCUCGGGGCGCUCUAUCCGCUGGUCACACCCGGCCUCAUCAUAUCUAGAUAUAAACGGCUAAAUAUGGGUGGGAGCGAUUCAAUUAUACGGUAUCCUGAUGAUCCAUACGACCGUUUCUGGUGGCCGAUGGACAAUGCUAGCCCACGGUGGGUAAACGAAUCGACUACACGGCCCAUUCAGCUGGACACGAGCGAUUACGGCGCGCCCUCGCGCAUUCUGCAGACGGCCGUCGCGGCAUCGGGCAACGACACGGCGCUCACCGCCAUCGCCUGGCAAGCUGACAGUGACACGAGGCCCUACUCGCUUAUGAUACUCCAGCACUUCACCGACUUCCAGGAAACCCAGCUUCGGCAGUUUGAUAUCUUCAUCAACGAGAAGGAUGAGCCGGGGGCGAGGCAGGAACUCAAGUCGUACAGCCCCUCCUACCUGAGCUCAUCUUCAUCCCCCGUGUCCACUGUUGACUACAGGGCUACCGACGGCUACUACAACAUCACUCUUGUUCGAACCAACGCCUCCGCGCUGCCUCCGAUGAUCAAUGCGGUGGAGAUCUACGUUCGCGUCCCGUACGAGAAUCCGACGACGCUCCCUCAAGACUUUGACGCCAUCAUGGCUAUCAAAAUCGAGUAUGGAGUGAAGAAAAACUGGAUGGGUGAUCCAUGUUUUCCAACCAAAUAUACUUGGGAGGGCGUGAAAUGCAGCAAUCCAAGCGGUAACACAUCGAGGAUUACAUCACUAGAUCUCUCCAACAGCUCUUUGCGUGGCACAAUAUCUAAGAAUAUUACACUGCUCACAGCACUCGAGAAUUUAGAUUUAUCUUACAACCAGUUGAGCGGGCCAAUACCUGAUUCCCUACCAAGUUUGCCUUCCCUACGAGUUCUAAAUGUCUCUGGCAACCAGCUGAGUGACGAGUCCCUAUGUAAAAAUUAUACUGGACCACUUAUUUUCAGACAUGAUGGUGGCUCUGUAUGCAACAAACCUUCACCAAGCCCGUCAACAAAUAAAGUAGCUAUCAUAGCUAUUUCAGUAGUGGUUCCUGUGUUGGUAGUGAUUUUACUUCUUCUUGCAUAUUUCAUCUGGUGGGAGAAAAGAAAGCCUAAUGUGCAACCAGUCCCCAUACAUGGCCCAACAAGAGACUCAGAACCUGAUAAUGCUUCCGGAAGUAAAAAAAGUCAUGGGUACAACCUGAAUAAAACCGAGAAUCGCCAGUUCACAUACAAAGAGCUUGAGAAGUUCACUAAUAAUUUCAAGAAGUUCAUAGGACAAGGAGGUUUCGGGCCCGUCUACUAUGGCCGUUUGGAAGACAGAACCGAGGUUGCUGUCAAGAUGCGUUCUGAAUCAUCAUCACAUGGGCUUGAUGAAUUUUUAGCUGAGGUCCAGAGCUUGACAAAGGUGCAUCACAGGAAUCUAGUGUCUUUGAUUGGUUACUGCUGGGAGAAAGAUCAUUUGGCACUGGUUUAUGAGUACAUGUCUCAGGGCAGUCUUUUUUAUCAUCUGAGAGGUAAAAAUGGUGUUUCUGAAGCAUUGAACUGGAGGAAACGUGUACAAGUAGUGCUUGAAGCUGCACAAGGCUUGGAUUAUCUGCACAAAGGUUGCAAUUUGCCAAUAGUUCACCGUGAUGUGAAGACCAACAACAUUCUCUUGGGUCAAAAUCUGCAAGCUAAAAUAGCAGAUUUUGGACUUUCCAAGACAUAUCUUAGCGAUACACAAACUCACAUAUCAGCCACUGCAGCUGGCACAGCUGGUUACAUGGACCCUGAGUACUACCACACUGGAAGGCUCACUGAGAGCAGUGAUGUGUACAGCUUCGGAGUUGUUCUGCUUGAGGUAGCCACCGGCGAGCCCCCAAUAGUGCCAGGCCAUGGCCACAUCAUUCGGCGUGUUAAACAGAAGAUUGCCACUGGUGACAUCGGCUCAAUUGCUGAUCUGCGACUUGGAAGUGCCUAUGACAUCAGCUCCAUGUGGAAGGUAAUCGACACCGCAGUGAUGUGCACCGCGGAUUCUGCUGCUCAAAGGCCAACGAUGGCCACAGUUGUGAUACAGUUGAAGGAGAGCCUAGCGUUGGAGGAAACUCGUGAGAAGGACAGUAGCAUCAGGGCAAGCCGAGGGAGUGAUAUAGAAGCUAUGGUGUCCACAUUUCGUCCAUUGGCAAGAUGA